GGGUCUCUAUUAAUCCAACUAUUUCUCUCUCUCUCUCUCUUUCUCUCGUUGGAUCUGAACUCUGCAGAGCUACAGAUCGAUCAAAAAUGUCGUCAACCUUCAGCGGCGAUGAAACGGCACCCUUUUUCGGCUUUCUCGGCGCCGCUGCCGCCCUCGUCUUCUCCUGUAUGGGAGCGGCGUACGGCACGGCGAAGAGCGGCGUCGGUGUGGCGUCGAUGGGUGUGAUGAGACCGGAGCUCGUGAUGAAGUCUAUUGUUCCUGUGGUCAUGGCUGGUGUCUUGGGUAUUUAUGGCUUGAUUAUUGCUGUGAUUAUCAGUACCGGGGUAUUUAUGAUUAUUGCUGUGAUUAUCAGUACCGGUAUUAACCCUAAGGCCAAGUCUUAUUACUUGUUUGACGGUUAUGCUCACCUUUCUUCUGGACUCGCUUGUGGUCUCGCUGGUCUUGCUGCUGGUAUGGCUAUCGGUAUCGUCGGAGAUGCUGGUGUUAGGGCCAAUGCACAACAACCAAAGCUCUUUGUUGGAAUGAUCCUUAUCCUUAUCUUUGCUGAAGCCUUGGCACUUUAUGGCCUCAUUGUUGGUAUCAUCCUUUCAUCUCGUGCUGGUCAGUCUAGAGCUGACUAGAGGAGUACGUCAAACUCGACGAUUUAUGGAGUUUCUUCCUGUCAAGAACCAUAAUUAUUGUUCUCCUGGUUAGCAUGGUAGCUUGGCCAUGGCAUUGUUUCUAGGUUCAAGCUUUGAUAUGUGUGUGGGAAAUGAGUGGCCAGAAAAAUUGAGCGGUUGAUGUGUAUGGCGGUAGAUUGUAGAUGACAAGUUCGGUUUUCCCUUUUCCCUGAAUAAAGUUUCUUAUAUUUUUAUGGUGCUGUGUAUCUUGCAAGAAACCAAUUUGAUUUGUGUAAAACAAUUGUUGUAUUAUUUUUCCAAGGAUCGGUCUACUUUUAAGUUUCAUA
Messenger RNA from Sesamum indicum (sesame), 946 nucleotides. Its product is annotated as V-type proton ATPase 16 kDa proteolipid subunit. Gene Ontology annotation, cellular component: proton-transporting V-type ATPase, V0 domain. Gene Ontology annotation, biological process: proton transmembrane transport. Gene Ontology annotation, molecular function: proton-transporting ATPase activity, rotational mechanism. The record is from RefSeq and is a predicted model, not a curated record. NCBI's taxonomy places the organism in Eukaryota, Viridiplantae, Streptophyta, Magnoliopsida, Lamiales, Pedaliaceae.